GGCUAUGCGUAUGCUCAUAAAGCGAACCCUAGUGAAAUCUUUGCUAACACUGAUUGGCAAGAAUAUGAAGGAAGAUUCAAAACCCCAACAGUUUUAAAAUACAAUGAUAAUUGGAAACUUGAAGGUUGGGGCGCUCCAGCUUUAACUGAAAGACCAAGAAGGAGGGGAAAUAAUAUUAGUAAAAAACCCGUUGAAUUGUUUAAGCUUCAUUUAGGAAAUAUGGAAAAUAAACCUUCACUCCCUCCUGGCCUUGAUUAUAAAACCGCAAUUACUGAUUAUUUAAGUGAGAUGACAAAAUCUCUUAAAACAACCUUAGAAACUCGUUGGCCAAUGGUUGACUUUUAUA
This is a messenger RNA of Racocetra fulgida, 346 nucleotides long. The record is from the annotation of a GenBank genome assembly. Lineage: Eukaryota; Fungi; Glomeromycota; Glomeromycetes; Diversisporales; Gigasporaceae.